UCUGCUUUCACUUUUAGGUGCUUUUUCUAUUUAGAUUAAAAUAUAUUUGCCUUUAGAAAACUUUGAAUUACUUUUUGGAAAUAAAUAAAAUACCAAAUGUUGAAAAAAGUUUGCUAACCAAUUCAAAGUAUUAUACAAAAUCCAUGAUUAUCACUAGUUAUUGAUAUGAGUGACCAAAAAAAGAUAAAACUAACAUUAAAUCAACAAUCAGCGUGUGACGCCUUGCGAAAAUCCGUUGCAAAUUCAAAAAUUGUACCAAUUCAAUUGAUUACUAAUACACAGUUGAUCUUAUUCAUUGAAUCAUCUGACGGUUGUGUUGAUGAAGCUCAAAGAACGCUUGAAAACUAUUACGAUGCAAAACUACAAGCACCUGAACACUUUGCUGGUCGAGAUCCCACUUCUGAUGCUGUACAGCAGUGUUUAAAUAAUCAACAUUACUUCGUUCUUCCACCAGAUGAUAAGAAUAGCGGAUGCCCAAUUAUUUUUCAUCAACUUUCAAACCCCAAAAUAUCAAACUAUCAUUUUGAUAACGCUAUUAAAACAUUUUUUAUGACAAUUGAUAUUUGUCUUGAAAAAUAUGGGAAUUUGUCAGCAGAACGUGGAAUAAUAUUUUUAUUCGAUAUGCGGCACGUUCGAAUCGGUCAUUUAACUCGUGUUAAAAUCGCAACCAUUCGAAAAUUCUUCCGAUAUGUUCAAGAAGCUAUGCCAGCCAAAUUACGUGAAAUUCAUGUCUUGAAUGUUGUGCCGUUUUUUGACAAAAUUCUUUCUCUUAUUCGACCUUUCAUUCGGAUGGAAAUAUUGAAAAUGCUGCACACUUAUCCAUCGAACUAUGAAAUGAGUGAAUUUUACGAAAAAGUUAUAUCAAAAAAUAAUUUACCAAGAGAGUUUGGUGGAAAUUUAUCUCCAGCAGAAGAAAUACACCAAUGUUUCAGAAAUGAAUUUAUUGAACGAAUUGAAUAUUUUCGGAAUGACGAAGAACAACGCGGUUUAUUUUGGGAUAACCUUCCAAAAUCUUCCAUAAACACAUAUGAUGACCAGAUGGGAAAAAAAUUUGUAAACAGCUUCAAAAAACUGGAUAUUGAUUGAUAAGAUAUUUAUUCAUUAUCGGACAAUGUAAAAUUGAUUGUUGUUUACUCAUUUAAAAUAAAACAUCAAAGUUUAUACUAUAUGAAUUUUCAAAAA
Molecule: messenger RNA, 1182 nt
Organism: Contarinia nasturtii (swede midge)
Lineage: Eukaryota; Metazoa; Arthropoda; Insecta; Diptera; Cecidomyiidae
Product: alpha-tocopherol transfer protein-like
Exons: 6
Coding region: 166-1086 (306 amino acids)
Cellular component (GO): membrane
Molecular function (GO): phosphatidylinositol bisphosphate binding
Source: RefSeq, a predicted model, not a curated record